Messenger RNA from Lodderomyces orthopsilosis Co 90-125, 2946 nucleotides. RefSeq names its product Ist2p (gene IST2). Gene Ontology annotation, molecular function: chloride channel activity. Lineage: Eukaryota; Fungi; Ascomycota; Pichiomycetes; Serinales; Debaryomycetaceae. Gene Ontology annotation, cellular component: cortical endoplasmic reticulum. Gene Ontology annotation, biological process: chloride transmembrane transport. The record is from RefSeq and is a predicted model, not a curated record. The transcript has a single exon. The coding region runs from base 1 to 2946 and encodes 981 amino acids.
AUGCCACAACCAAUUCAAGAAUUGGAUCCUGAUUUCUACAUUUCAUACAAUUAUCCAAUUGACGAAAAGACAAAAAAGGUAAACUCACAAACCGAAAAGGCUUUGUAUACAUUUGUCGAGUAUCUAUAUGACAAAGGGUUUGCAGCAGCCAUCAGACCAGGUGAUCCCUCGCACUUGUUGAUCUUUAUCAAAUUAUCGCCUUACAAAUUCAUCGAAGAGGCUGAGAAAGACUUGAUCAAAAAUUAUGAGUUUGGUGUCACCGCAAAAGAUGAUGAAUUGAGCUCAAGAUUUAGAAUUAUUUAUCAAUACUUGACUAGCAACAAGAAGCUUGGAGGGUGUGGAAUUGUACCAGGACAAGCGCCUUACCAGGAAGUUGUCAAUAUUGUUCCUAUCACUAGUGCUUUUGAUGAGAGUAGAAUUGUUGAAGAUUUGAAAGACACUUUCACCAGGCCUGAAUUGUCAGCCAACCAAAUCAAGAGAACAUAUGGUGUGCAAAUUGCUCUCUAUUUUGAAUUUUACAAGUAUUAUAUUUAUUGGCUAUUUGGUUUGUCAAUAUUGGGUGUAUUCCAGUACUUUAAAAAGUCAGGAGCUUAUUCAUUGGGCUAUACUUUUAUCAAUUUACUUUGGGGUACUUUCUUCUUGGCAUUUUGGCACAGAAAGCAACAAUACUUGGUUAAUUUAUGGGGAGUUCAGAAUUCCCACCUUGUUGAGGAACACAGUUUGGAAUUGGCCGAAAUUAAUGAAAGAUUUGAGCCUCAAUCAAACUACUUACACAAGAAUAAUACGGAAGGAUUGAGAUUCGUUAAACAACUAUUUUUUAUUCCCAUUGCUUUGGGAUUUGCUGUUGUUUUAAUCAGUUACCAAUUGGGCUGUUUUUUUAUUGAAAUCUUCUUGACUGAUCUCUAUGAUGGACCAGGAAAGUCAUAUUUGACCUUGUUGCCUACAAUUUUGAUCUCUGUAUUUGUCCCAAUCUUGACCAUUGUAUACAACCUUGUCACAAGUGCUGUAAUCAAAUUGGAAGGACAUGAUACUCAAAUCAGUGAAAACCAAUCAGUUUUGAUCAAGACAUACGUUUUAAACUUUUUGACUAGUUAUGCACCAUUGCUUAUUACUUCAUUUUUGUACUUACCGUUUGCUCAUUUGGUCGGCCCUCACUUAGGUGAUAUUCAAACCACAAUUUCAACUUAUGUUGGUGAAAAUAGGUUCUAUGCUAAAUAUUUAACCAAAUUAAAGUCCCAGAAGGAAUUUAAGAUUAACCAAGGUAGAUUGAAUGCACAAUUCUUUUACUUUAUCGUCACCAACCAAAUCUUGCAAGCGUUUUUGAAAUAUGUAUUACCAUUGUUAAUCACAAAAGCAGUCAAGUUAUACCAAACUAAAAUUCAACAGAAGCCACAAUUACAAACUAGUGCCGAUGACCCAUAUGAGGCUCGCUGGUUACAAAAUGUCAGAAUUUCUUUAGAUUUACCUGAAUACGUUGUUGAUGACGAUUUUAGAAGUGUGGUGUUGCAAUACGGUUAUUUGAUAUUGUUUGGACCUGUGUGGCCAUUGGCACCUUUGGUAUCAUUGAUCUUUGCUGUCAUUUUCUUCAAAUUAGAUCACUUUAAACUAUUCAAUGGAAACUACUUCAAACCACCAGUUCCAAAGAGAGUCGACUCUAUUCAUCCGUGGAACUGGGCUUUGUUUUUGUUAACUUGGUUAGGAUCAAUUGUAUCACCAGUGGUUACUGCAUUUUACCGUCACGGCACUGCUCCCCCAAAGACAAUGGGUCAAUUUGCAUUGGAUAAUGCUAGUGUUAACAUUUCAUCGUCAGCCAAGUUAGUUUUAUUAAUGCUAUUCACCGAACAUGCAUUCUUAUUCUUGAGUUAUAUUUUGUACAAUUUGAGUGAAUUGUUCAAGAGCGACGUUGAAUGGGAAAACGACUUUGUUGACAAUGAUAUCAAAUUGAGACACGAUCAUUAUUCUAAACAUGUCAAACCCACAAUUAAGGUGGCAAAUGUACCAGCAUGGAAUGAUUUCACUGUCGAGUCAACUUUGGAAUUCACUCCACCCAGCGCAGUUGAGCCUGUCGCCGAUGUAGCUGCAGAGAAAAUUCCUUCAAAGAAACAAGGCUACGCCACCUCGACUCAAGCAGCUGAGACUAGCGUUCACUCUCGCUCAGAGCAAGCACGUUUAAUUGCAGAAAAGGAAAGACUCUUGAGAGAAAGACAAGCGGAAUUGGCUAAGUUAGAAAAGAGAAAAUUGGAAGAUCCUAGUGCUACUGCAUCGGCUGCGGAGUAUGACAAAUUAAAAAAAGACAAGGAAGCAAAUGACUCUAUCAUUGAAGCCAAAUCAGGUCCAAAUAGCAAAACACACUACAGUACCAUUGAUGACAAUACACAUGUUGGUGAUGGCAACACUGAAAAGGAUGCUAACACUGACGACACUACACAUACCAAUGAGUUACUUCAAGGUUCCUCACAGAUCCCACCCGCUCCUAAUGACAAAUCUGCAACAGUUGAUACAAACAAGUACACAACUCACUCUAAAAAUGCCGCAAAAGCAGGUGCUCGUGCUCCUGGGGGAGCUGGUCUUGCAACUGCUGCCGCUGCUCCUUCUACGAAAGAGGAGAAGGAGAAAGAGCGUCAACAACAAUUUGAUACUGAUCCUGUACCAGCAAAGGAAAACAAAUCAGGAAUCAAAAAUAGCAGCGCACCUGCUACAGAACAGAGAAAAGCCCUAGCAGCUGGAGACGACAAAUACAACGGCAAUGCGGACAAUCAAGUUGAGAAAGAAAAGUCUUCCAGUAAGAGAUCCAACCAAGACUCAAAAUCUUCAAAAUCUCAAGGCGGAGAGAAACUGAAUGUUGUAGAUGAUGAAGAAGGUUCAAGCAAGGCUUCGGAAACUGAUUCACAGAAGGAGCCCAAACGUAAAAGAUCCGGGUUGAAAAAGUUGUUGAACAAGAUAUAA